Messenger RNA from Cyprinodon tularosa, 1099 nucleotides. It is a transcript of the gene tnnt1, whose product is annotated as troponin T type 1 (skeletal, slow). Gene Ontology annotation, molecular function: troponin T binding; tropomyosin binding. Gene Ontology annotation, biological process: slow-twitch skeletal muscle fiber contraction; sarcomere organization; regulation of muscle contraction. NCBI's taxonomy places the organism in Eukaryota, Metazoa, Chordata, Actinopteri, Cyprinodontiformes, Cyprinodontidae. The record is from RefSeq and is a predicted model, not a curated record. Gene Ontology annotation, cellular component: troponin complex. The transcript has 14 exons. Bases 138 to 941 code for a protein of 267 amino acids.
UAUUUAUACACACACACAUAAUGCUGCUCCCACCUCUUGGUAUAAAAUCUAUCCGUCUUGUCCACUGGAUGCACUCUGUGUGUCCCUGUCCAUCUGUGUGUCUCCUGCGUGUGUUUUCAGCACCCUUCUAAACAGCCAUGUCUGACGUUGAAGAGGAAUAUGAGGAGCAGACUGAAGAAGUUGAGGAGGAGCAGGAGGAGGAGGAGGAAGACGAGACUGAGCAGGGCGAGGAAGAUGGAGGAGAACAACAAGAAUACCAAGAAGAAGAGCGCCCCAAGCCUAAGCCGCUUGUGCCCCAACUUGCUCCUCCAAAGAUUCCUGAGGGUGAAAGAGUUGAUUUUGACGACAUCCACAGGAAGCGUAUGGAAAAGGACUUAUUGGAGCUGCACACCCUGAUUGAUGCUCACUUUGAGCAAAGGAAGAAGGAUGAGGAGGAACUAAUUGGUUUGAAGGAUCGCAUUGAACGCCGUCGAGCUGAUAGGGCUGAGAUCCAGAGGGUUAGAGCAGAGAAGGAGAAAGACCGGCAGAUCCGGAUCGCGGAGGAGCGUCACAGAAAAGAGGAAGAGGAGGCCAAAAAGAAGGCAGAUGAUGAUGCCAAGAAGAAGAAAGUGCUAACUGGCAUGGGAGCCAACUUUGGAGGAUUCCUGACCAAGGCUGAGUCGAGGAAGAGCAAACGGCUGACAGGCAGGGAGAUCAAAAGGAAGACACUGGCUGAUAGACGGCAGCCUUUAGGCAUCGAUAAUAUGAGAGAGGAUGGUUUAAGGAACCGGGCGCAGGAGAUGUGGAACUGGAUCUACCAGCUGGAAUCUGAGAAAUUUUAUUACAUGGAGCAAAUGAAGCACCAAAAAUAUGAGAUUACUGUGUUACUGAACAGAAUUCAACAUGCUCAGAAAUUUAAAAAAGGUCAUGGUAAAGGAAAGGUGGGUGGUCGCUGGAAGUAAGGCCUGAAAAACAAAAACAAAUAUAUAAAGGAGACCACAGGAUAAUGAAAGAAAAAAAAAACGUCUUUCCAUCGGAGUCUUCCUUUGUCCCAUUGGUUUCUGUGGAUAGGAUAUUGUAUCUGGAUGUUGACUUUCUGAAAUAAAGAAAAUAAACUACA